Molecule: messenger RNA, 2077 nt
Organism: Spea bombifrons (plains spadefoot toad)
Lineage: Eukaryota; Metazoa; Chordata; Amphibia; Anura; Pelobatidae
Product: complement factor H-related protein 1-like
Exons: 12
Coding region: 22-1974 (650 amino acids)
Source: RefSeq, a predicted model, not a curated record
UACAGACAUUCUGGUUGUGAAAUGAACACCAAGGCGUGCUUUAUCAAACUCUUUGUGUUGACCUCCGUAACUUGUUUACUGGUUUCUUCUGCAAAUGGUGACAGUGAUGGUACCUGUAAAGUAUCUGCUUUUAAACAUGGACAGCACAAACCAAAUAAAACAUUGUUUAAAAUUGGAGAACAAAUGCAGUAUGAAUGUGAUGAUGGUUAUGUUAGCCCAAAGAAAACAAUUGUGGAUACAUUAGAAUGUCUUUCAUCUGGAUGGUCAUCUGUUUUGCAGUGUGCAGAAAUUGAAUGCACUGUACACCAAAAGGCUGGAUUCUCUAACAAACGCACAAGCUACAAAAAUGGUGAGGUAGAAAGUUUCUCAUGUGAUGAUGGCCUAAAGCUAUAUGGAUCAGAGGUCAGCCAGUGCUAUUACUAUGGAUGGGACCCACCAUUGCCAAUUUGCGAAGACAAAAAAGACCAAUGUCCACCUGUACCUCAGCCAAACAACACAGAAAAAAGCCCCUUCAAACAAAGCUAUUCUAGAGGGGAUAAAGUGCAAAUAAAAUGCCUGCCCAAUUUCAGACUUCAUGGGCCUGAAUGGGUAUUUUGUAAGGAUGGAAGAUGGACAUCUCCUCCACAAUGUGUUUGGAUAAAUCAGAAUUGUCCAGCACCCCCUAGAGUUCUCAAUGGAGAAGCAAAAACCGAGAUUAGGAACCAAUAUCCCCCUGGAUCGUCAGUGGAAUAUCAGUGUCAGCAAUAUUACAAACCUCAAGGUAACCGGAAGAUUGUCUGCCAAAAUGGACAAUGGUCAGAUCCACCUGUUUGCUUGGAACCUUGCACUGUAAACCAGAGAGAAAUGCUAAAGCAUAACAUACAACUCAGGUGGACGGAAGUAAAUAAACUGUAUUCAGAGCAUGACGACGCUGUGGAGUUUGUAUGUUUACCAGGAUUUCAGAUACAAUCUUCUUCAACUAUGAGAGUCAAAUGCAAUAGGGGGAAUUUACUCUAUCCCAAAUGUGAUAAACAAGGGAUAGGUCAAAAUUGUCCAGCACCCCCUCGAGUUCUCAAUGGAGAAGCAAAAACCGAGAUUAGGAACCAAUAUCCCCCUGGAUCGUCAGUGGAAUAUCAUUGUCAGCAAUAUUACAAACCUCAAGGUAACCUGAAGAUUGUCUGCCAAAAUGGGCAAUGGUCAGAUGCACCUGCUUGUUUAGAACCUUGCACCGUAAACCAGAAAGAAAUGCUGAAGAAUAACAUACAGCUCAGGUGGACGGAAGUAAAUAAACUGUAUUUGGAGCAUGACGAGGCUGUGGAGUUUGUAUGUGUACCAGGAUUUCAGACACAACCUUCUUCAGCUAUGAGAGUCAGAUGCAAUAGGAGGAAUUUACUCUAUCCCAAAUGUGAUAAACAAGGCUCAUGCUUAUUAUCAAAAGAAACAAUGUUGGCAAAUUUUAUUAAAUUGAAAGAUUCCAAUGUGGAAAUUGAAGAAGGGAGCCGUGUGGAAUUUCAAUGUAUUGAAUAUAUGGUUCCAGAGCAAACACUCAUAGCUACAUGCAGUCAAGGCAAAAUAAUUUACCCACGUUGUAUUAAACAGAAAUCGUGCAUAUUAUCAGAAGUAAUGGUCCAAAAAAAUAACUUAGUCCUUACAGGGGCUGUUAGUAAGGACAUGCGGUAUGAUCAUGGAGCAAAAAUAAGCAUCAGAUGUAAACCUGGAUACUUCCUUGUAACGUUUUCUUCUUUUAAAGUGGAAUGUUACAACGGAAUAAUGACUUACCCUGCAUGUUUUAAUGAAAAGCCCUGUCGAAUAAAUCAAGAUAGAUUGGAUGAAAAGUUUUUGGAGCUUCAUCCUGACCACCAGGACAAAGUAUUUUAUCACAAUGAAGAGAUUAUCAAGUUUGUGUGCAAGGCAGGAUAUUCUAGUCUCUCUGAUCCAUUUGGUAAAUGCAUUAAAGAGGAGAUUUUUUACCCCACCUGCCAAGAAAGUGGAUAAUAUUAGAGCAAAGUGGAACUAAGAAGAAGGAACUAGAACGAGACAAUAUUUCCAAUUUAACAUAUUCUCUACAGUAAGGCUGUAUAAUACAUUAACUGGAAAG